AUGAGCACCUGGCCAAGUGGUCUCCGCCCGGAUCGCAAGCUGCUUGGAGAGGUAGCCAAUUCCGAAAUAUACUGUGGCACGAUACUCGCCCCGUUGGCCAGUGGCAUCAUUGCGGGCAGUCCCAUCGGUCCGGUCAUCGGCAUUCGGCAUCUGCAGGCGUUGCUGCUCUUUUUAGCCAUAGUCGUGAACUACGUGGCGCGGCUCAGUGUAAGCGUGGCCGUGGUGGCCAUGACUGACGCAGCCACAAGCAAUCCUGAUUUCCCCGAGUACAACUGGACCGGCGCGGAGACAUCAUAUGUUCUGUCCAGUUUUUACUGGGGCUACAUUGUAACUCAGUUUCCAGCCGGCUUUCUGGUGCGCCGCUUCGGGGCUAAGGCGGUGCUUCUCGUGCCCACUCUUGCCACCGCGGUGCUGAGCGGGAUCACGCCUCCCUGCGUCGCCUGGGGCGGAUGGCAGGCCUUCAGCGUCAUCCGGGUAGUCGAGGGCCUGUUUCAGGGCCUCAUUUUCCCGUGUAUCCACGAGCACCUGGCAAAGUGGUCGCCGCCUAAAGAACGAAACAGGCUGGGAGUACUUGCCUACUCGGGGGCCGACUGCGGGUCAGUUUUGGCCAUGGCUAGCAGUGGCUUAAUCGCCAACAGCUCCAUGGGCUGGCCAGGAAUCUUUUAUAUGUCGGCGGGAACGUGCGGAUUGUGGUGCGUGCUUUGGCUGCUUCUGGGCUACAAUAACGCGCCUAACUCCCGACUGAUAGGCGCACAGGAGCGGGACUACAUCGAGCGGUCAAUGAAGCGGCCUGACGGAUUCCACGCCAAGAAGAUCCCGGUUCCGUGGCGAGCAAUCUGGACCUGUGCUGCUUUCUACGCCCUGUUGAUUGUUCGAAGCGCCCAGGGCUGGGCCAAUUCCACGAUGCAGCUACAGACACCUUCGUACAUGCAUGGUGUUCUGGAAAUGGACAUCAAAAGCAAUGCGCUCUACUCGGCGCUGCCCUUCCUGGCGAUGUGGUGCAUGGCGUACGUCUAUCUGGCCUUUGCUGAUCUCGCCAUGUCCCGGAAAUGGAUGUCCCUCACUGCGCUGCGGAAAUCCAUCAACACGGUCUCUUACUGGGGACCUGCAGCGGCGCUGAUCGGCAUCGGGUUCCUUGACAAGAGCCAGACCAACCUGGCGAUCGCCUUGAUGACUAUCAACGCCGGCUUGAACGCUGGUUCCGGCAUCGGGAGCAUUCUGACAAUCAUCGACAUGUCUCCCAAUCACUCCGGCAUGCUUAUGGCUAUUGUGAAUGGAAUCGGAAAUAUAUUUCCUCUUCUGACGCCCCUCUUGGUGGGGGUGAUUGUAACAGAACCGGGCUCUCGUAGUCAGUGGCAGAUCGUGUUCGGCAUGACCGCCGUGGUGUUCUUUUUCGGCAAUCUGGUGUAUCUUAUUUGGGGCACGACAGACCAGCAGGCGUGGGACGCUGAGGACUACCUGAGUCCCCGGGACCAGGAAGCCAAGUCCGAGCACCAGAUGGACCUGAAGUCCAAGCAGAAAAGCCCGGAGUCCCCAACAACUUGAUUAGCAACAGCCUACACGACGAGGACAUGGUGUAUGGAUUGGAAAGAAAAGUUAAGCUGCCCAACGCUGAUUAAACGCAUUUUGGGUCCGGAAUUCUGCGUUUUAAUUAGAAAUUCUCAUUGCGUUCCUCCGCCCGCGUUUGUAUUUUAAUUUCUUGUUUGUACGCAUUUCCUUCUCUGGCCGCAGAAAUUUAAUAGAAAAUUCUUACUAUUUCUUUGAAUGAAUUCAUUUUCUAUUUCUGUCCGCAUUUGCAUGCGAACGGCACAGGACCCUCCAGCCAAGCAACAAGAUUGGGCUCCCGCUCACCAGUCCCAGCCAAGCCCGCCCCAUCUAUAUGCUUAUCCUACUCCGCGUCUCCGUCCCCGACUUCGUCCUGGGCAGUCGGCAGCGGGACAGUCAGUCAACGCAGAGCGGCAAACGGCAGGACAGGCACACAGCAAGGAAAAAACUUUGCACACAAAUCAGAAAAAUGGACACUUGGUGGAAUUUAUGCACGAACGCGUGCGCACAGUACGUCGCAUGGCCAUAUUCGGAAUGGUCUUGCGGUGGCAAUGUUUGCCACCAUCCGGGUGGGGAGAGGAGGCUCGAAGCCAAAAGAGGCUUAUGGCCUGGCCAGCAAGCGGCUGCGGUGCGUUUCUGUGGCGCAGACAAAAACCAAAACCGAAACCAAAACGAAAAUGUUUUUCAAUUAAAAACGUUGCGGAGCGAGCACAAAAAUUCAUUUGAAUCGCCGAAUCACUUUCCUUGUCCAUGCUUUCCUCUUUCACCGCUACCAUGACCCACCCAAUCCCCGAAGCUGCGCCAAUAAAAAGCUAUAAAUGGUCGCAGGAUUUUAAUAGAUUCGGGUGUUCGUACAUGUACUCCCCCGCAUGUAAACAAGUUCCAUAAGCAACUGUUCUCAGCUAAUUAGACAGACAUUGGGCUCUUUUACGUUUUGCACCAAUAAAGGCAAUAUGCUGUGUGUUACAAAUGUCCUCUCUAUGACA
Molecule: messenger RNA, 2531 nt
Organism: Drosophila bipectinata
Lineage: Eukaryota; Metazoa; Arthropoda; Insecta; Diptera; Drosophilidae
Source: RefSeq, a predicted model, not a curated record